AUGUCCGCUCCUUCUUCAUCAUCUUCUCAACCCUUCGGCGCACUUGCCGCAUACAUGAGACCGCCCCAGCACAUCGGUAUGCAGACAUUGGAUAGGAGUGCCUUUCAACGAGAAGUACCUGUCGUAUCGGUAGCUGUCGAAGCAUCCAAAGUGGGAAAGAUCAGAUUCAAUCCCGCGUUAAGAGGACAUGUCUUGGACCUUCCUAAGGUGAAGCCGAUAGUUGAAUCCCAGGAUGGUGAGAAAGGUAUAAGAUGGAUACGAUUACAUGUCUCUCGCGAGGAAGAUAUACCGUCCGAAACUAGAGAAUUGAUCGAUAGGGAAACAUUGGGUCUGAGGAAAGAGCACGUGCAGCUAGGAUAUGACAAUUGGAACACCUCCGAGAUACUAGGGGCUGUGUUACCAACCACCAAAUCGGAUGAUAUCCCUUCAUCAUUCACCUCCACUGGUCAUAUAGCGCAUAUGAACUUGAGAGAAGAGUGGUUACCUUAUAGGUACCUUAUCGGACAAGUCAUCCUGGAUAAAAACCCCGGUUUACGAACGGUCGUAAAUAAGCUAGAUACGAUACAUGCUCAGUAUAGGUAUUUUGACAUGGAGGUUAUAGCAGGUGAUCAAGAUUAUAUAACCACUCUGAACGAAUCAAAUUGUACAUUCACUUUUGAUUUCUCACGAGUCUACUGGAACUCCCGUCUGCACCACGAACACGAACGGUUGAUCGACCUGUUCAAGCCCAACUCUCUGGUAGCGGAUGUGAUGGCGGGAGUGGGACCUUUCGCUGUACCUGCAGCUAAACGGGGAAGUUACGUAUUGGGCAAUGAUCUGAAUCCAGAGAGUGCCAAGUGGAUGAGGGAGAACAGGAUAAAGAAUCAUGUCGAGAACAACCUUCGUAUAUUCGAACAGGACGGAUCUGAAUUCAUACGUACCAUCGCAUUGGAAGUAUGGCGUAAUCCAUUCAAGCCUAGUGCUCCUGCACCAUCAAAGAGGAAACAGAGGGAAGAGCGUAAAAAGCGUGUAGCAGCUACUUUAGAAUCCAAGAAGAAAGGUCAACAAGAACAAGAACAAGAACAAGAGGGGAAACCUAUUCAAAGUGCUAUAUCAAAUGCUGUUAGCAGUAUAGUCGAAACUCUAGGUGUUACCACUUUGACUAAUCCUCAUCCUCCUCAAGUUGAAGAAGAACAAAAAUUGCCUGAACCACCUAAGAUCAUACAGCAUUUUAUUAUGAACCUACCCGACUCGGCAUUGACAUUCUUGCAUUCCUAUCAAGGUUGUUUUACGCCGUUAUUGAACGAAGAAGAUUUCGUAGCGAAAUACGGUGUGGAUGGAAGAGAGUUGACAGAUGAGGAAUUACCGAUGGUUCACGUUUAUUGUUUCACGAAGGAGAUGGAGUUGGAUAAAGCACAAGAGGAUAUACUAAAACGAGCGAGUGAUGAUCUUCGUCAUCCAUUAUCGACAUCCACACAAGAUUAUAAUCUCCAUCAUGUGAGAUCGGUAGCUCCUAGUAAGGAUAUGUAUUGCUUGUCUUUCAGAUUACCUAGAAAAGUAGCUUUCAGUUCCGUGUAG
This is a messenger RNA of Kwoniella botswanensis, 1557 nucleotides long. RefSeq lists its product as uncharacterized. Gene Ontology annotation, molecular function: tRNA (guanine(37)-N1)-methyltransferase activity. Bases 1 to 1557 code for a protein of 518 amino acids. Gene Ontology annotation, biological process: mitochondrial tRNA methylation; tRNA N1-guanine methylation. The record is from RefSeq and is a predicted model, not a curated record. NCBI's taxonomy places the organism in Eukaryota, Fungi, Basidiomycota, Tremellomycetes, Tremellales, Cryptococcaceae. The transcript is spliced from 7 exons. Gene Ontology annotation, cellular component: mitochondrial matrix; cytoplasm.